This is a messenger RNA of Austrofundulus limnaeus, 573 nucleotides long. Its product is annotated as snRNA-activating protein complex subunit 4. Gene Ontology annotation, molecular function: RNA polymerase II cis-regulatory region sequence-specific DNA binding; RNA polymerase III type 3 promoter sequence-specific DNA binding. NCBI's taxonomy places the organism in Eukaryota, Metazoa, Chordata, Actinopteri, Cyprinodontiformes, Rivulidae. Gene Ontology annotation, biological process: snRNA transcription by RNA polymerase III; snRNA transcription by RNA polymerase II. Gene Ontology annotation, cellular component: snRNA-activating protein complex. The record is from RefSeq and is a predicted model, not a curated record.
CCCUGUUCUGUUUCAGUCUCACUGUUUUGUUGGGCCCGAGCAGAACCUUUUGUAUUUGAGCCGUUUUUACUGUAAAAAUCCGGCCAAGCUCCACCAACACUGCGCGCCAUUACAUGCGCUGGCGUUGAAAUGAUGCAGACCCGCCGCUGUGCUCGUGUACUGUUUCAAUAAAGUUUAGUUAAAAAACACAAACACACACCACCGGAAACGAGUCCCGGAGCAGGAACGAAACCCUGACGGGUGGUCGCACUUUCUUUUUUUCGGUUUGUAAACAAAAUCAAGGUCGAGCAGCCGGACUGAGGAGUAAAAUCCGGUUCUGGUGGUUCUGGAGCCGUCGAACCGAGUUCGAACCUGAAAACGAGUCGGGAAUGUUCCUUCUGCCGAACAGCCUGCUGGGUAAUAAGACAACGUCAGAGCUACGUUCACCGAGAUAAACAGGUGAAGAGGCGCGAGCUGCAGACAUGUCUGUGUCCCUGUCAGCUGAGAGGGACAGGAUCCAGAGACAGGUGGACGAUUUGGAACAGAGUCUGUCUGUGACUCAGAGUGAGCUGGACCUGCUGAGCAGUGAGACAG